Carica papaya (papaya) is the source of this 1844-nucleotide messenger RNA. Its product is annotated as S-adenosyl-L-methionine-dependent methyltransferases superfamily protein. Lineage: Eukaryota; Viridiplantae; Streptophyta; Magnoliopsida; Brassicales; Caricaceae. Gene Ontology annotation, molecular function: methyltransferase activity. The record is from RefSeq and is a predicted model, not a curated record.
UAAAGAACUGCAGUUGAAGGAAACUGUAGUUCGAACUUUGAAGUUUAGUUUAAGCAGAGCCAGGGUUGACUAUGGAAUAUUAAAUUAUCUGGAUAAAGUACAAAACAAUGCAGCUGAAAAUAAUAUAAUAUUAAAAAAUUGAGAUCUAAAAUUCCUAUUUUUCUGCCAUGUUUGCGGAUUAAGCUACGUUGACUUAAACACUUUACAGAAACUUAUCUGGGUUUUGAUUCUGCGUAGAGAAUUUCAAAGCCACUGUAUAGGAUUUUAGCUUCUUUCUUCUCCACUUUACAGCUUUCAAGUUCGUGGUCCCUGUAAGUGAAGAGUUUGAAGAUGGGAAAAUCCAAGGAACUUCUGAAGUUAAGCACGUGGAGAUGCUUUCAGAGGCCGGCAUUUGUCGUGGGUAGCUUUGUUUUUCUCAUUUCAAUUGCUUCCUUGUCCAAGUUGUACACUCUCUCUUCUCUCAACAUCUCUGAUAAUUUCUGCAAAAGAAUUAACCAGGGUCAAGCAAUAAGAACAGGAAGAAGCCAAGGGAGAAUUAUUCUGGAAACUGUUAUUCAGAAAAUUAAUCAAGAAAUGGAUUAUUUGAAAAAUCUGCCCGUUGAAUCAUCAUCCUCUUCUUCAACAUCCAAACUGCGGCACAGUAUUUUUCUUGCAGAUAUUCUGGGACUUAUUGAAUCAGUACAUUCAUCUCUGGUUGAAGAAGAGAUUGAUCAAGAUCAGAACACCAACACCAGAGUUGCCCAUCCUUUAGUAAAUCCAAAGCAGGAACCUGGUGGGCUUGCAGAUUUCUUUCUGGUAGAAGAAAUCAGAAAAUAUGUCAGAAUCAAGCCGAACAGAUUAGGAAAACAGAACUUCAUGGGAGCUAAUGGCACUUUCACAAGCAUUGGCCAUGCCUGUUUUUCCAUGAAGAAAGAACUUGAAGAGUACAUGGACUACGACAUAGGUGAAAUCUGCAAUGACGAUUGGAAACUAGCUCAAAUGCUAAUGGUAAACGGCUGUGAUCCUCUACCAAGAAGAAGAUGCUUCUCCAGAGCUCCGAAGCUAUACAGCAAGCCAUUCCCAAUUAAUGAAUCGAUGUGGAAGCUCCCUGAUGAUCGAAAUGUAAGAUGGAGUCAAUACAGAUGCAAGAACUUCUCUUGCCUGGCCAGCAAUAUCACCCGCAAAGGCUUCUUCAAAUGUGCAGAUUGCUUCAAUCUCACCAACCAUGAAUUCCCCAGAUGGAUUAAACAAGUCGAUUUGGAUCCGGAAACGAACCAAACCGCAGAUUUCUUGAUCCUGGAAGUUCUUGACAUGAAGCCAGGAGAGAUCAGAAUUGGUUUAGACUUCAGUGUAGGAACUGGGACUUUUGCAGCAAGAAUGAGAGACUUCAAUGUCACAAUUGUAUCUGCAACUAUCAAUCUUGGAGCCCCCUUUAACGAAAUCAUUGCGCUUCGAGGAGUAAUCCCCCUUUACUUGACAGUAAAUCAGCGGCUACCAUUCUUCGAUAACACGCUGGACAUAAUCCAUACCACAAGAUUUCUUGAUGGUUGGAUUGAUUUGGUACUCCUGGACUUUGUAUUGUAUGAUUGGGAUAGAGUUUUGAGACCAGGAGGUCUGCUGUGGAUCGAUAGCUUUUUCUGUGCAAAGGAGGAUUUGGAUGAUUAUUUGGAAGCAUUUAAGAGUUUGAGAUACAAGAAGCAUAGAUGGGUGGUUGUUCCUAAACGAGAUAAAGAUGAAACAGAGGUUUUCUUUUCUGCUCUACUGGAGAAGCCACCAAGACCUUUCAGAUGAUCUCAAGAAAAGAACAAGUCUGGUUUCUUCAUUACCAGAUUGUAAUUCUUCAUUGAAAUUUUUUACCCAGAAAA